CAUUUUGCAGAACACCUAUUUCAGUUGGAGCAACUUCUGAACGGAAUUGCUAUGAUGAAAGAGCUCACUCCAAGAACAAAAGACUACUUAGCCUCUUUUGGAGAGUGCAUGUCCACACGAAUUUUUGCUGCCUAUUUGAAUAAAAUUGAUGUCAAAGCUCGCCAAUAUGAUGCCUUUGAUAUUGGUUUUAUAACAACCGAUGAAUUUACAAAUGCCGAAAUAUUAGAAGCAACUUAUCCAGCUGUUGCAAAGAGAUUGCAUGGUGAUUGGAUUAAGGAUCCUGCAAUUCCUAUUGUGACUGGCUUCCUUGGAAAGGGUUGGAGAACUGGUGCUGUGACUACAUUGGGUAGGGGUGGGAGUGAUUUGACUGCCACUACUAUUGGUAAAGCAUUGGGGUUAGGAGAAAUUCAGGUGUGGAAAGAUGUUGAUGGUGUUUUGACAUGUGACCCCAAUAUAUAUUCACGCGCAGAGCCAGUGCCAUAUUUAACCUUUGAUGAGGCAGCUGAACUUGCUUACUUUGGUGCUCAGGUCCUCCAUCCACAGUCGAUGAGACCUGCUAGGGAGGGUGAUAUUCCUGUUCGAGUUAAGAACUCAUACAAUCCGAAAGCUCCCGGAACCCUGAUUACUCGAGCAAGAGAUAUGAGUCAGGCAGUACUUACUAGCAUCGUCUUGAAACAAAAUGUAACAAUGUUGGAUAUUGUCAGCACCCGAAUGCUUGGUCAAUUUGGGUUUCUUGCUAAGGUGUUUUCAAUCUUUGAAGAAUUGGAAAUAUCUGUGGAUGUUGUUGCCACGAGUGAAGUUAGUGUUUCCUUGACAUUGGAUCCGUCCAAGCUUUGGAGCAGAGAACUGAUCCAGCAGGAACUAGAUCAUGUUGUGGAAGAACUCGAAAAAAUUGCAGUUGUGAAACUUCUACAGCGCCGAUCAAUCAUCUCUCUCAUAGGAAAUGUUCAGAGGUCGUCGCUGAUACUAGAAAAGGCAUUUCAUGUGCUUCGUACGAAUGGAGUCAAUGUUCAGAUGAUCUCUCAAGGUGCUUCAAAAGUCAACAUUUCAUUGAUAGUAAAUGACAGCGAAGCUGAACAAUGUGUUAGGGCCUUUCACUCUGCUUUCUUUGAGAGUGAUAUAUUAGGGCUUGUAUCAGGACCUGAAUCUGGAAAUGAUUCGAUAUGAAGAUGGAUGAUUGGAAAUUAACAUAAAUUUUAUCCACAAUAGUUGUUGCUCUCUGAUUCAUAUUUAAACAAGUAGUAGAUGUUCUUGUUUUCAGAAAAUUUAAUCGUGGGUAGGUACCAAUAGCAAUGUAUUUGAUGAAACUGUGCAACUACUUUGUUGAAUAUAUACUUUGGGUUAUCAAUUAA
This is a messenger RNA of Olea europaea var. sylvestris, 1352 nucleotides long. RefSeq names its product aspartokinase 1, chloroplastic-like. The transcript is spliced from 9 exons. Gene Ontology annotation, cellular component: chloroplast stroma. NCBI's taxonomy places the organism in Eukaryota, Viridiplantae, Streptophyta, Magnoliopsida, Lamiales, Oleaceae. The record is from RefSeq and is a predicted model, not a curated record. The annotation marks the transcript as partial. Gene Ontology annotation, molecular function: aspartate kinase activity.